Molecule: messenger RNA, 318 nt
Organism: Durusdinium trenchii
Lineage: Eukaryota; Dinophyceae; Suessiales; Symbiodiniaceae
Source: the annotation of a GenBank genome assembly
AUGGACCCACGACCUGGGCACGACCGCCGGACCUUCACCUCGACCACGGUGACGACGAAGACGGUGCCCACUGAGACGGUCACCUUCACCGCGCCGAGCACGAGGAACAAAAACAGACUGGGGUUGUUCCGGUCUGGAGCGAACUUCCAGUGCCACUGGCGAGAAAAAAAUUUACCUUCUCCGAGAGGCCUUGGUCACUUCCUUUUCAAUCAACAUCUUCUAGAUGCAGAUCUUGCCUGCCCAGAAGCAUCGCAGAUCACAGCCACGCGAAACUGUGGGCAUCAAGAUUUCAAGUGCCAAGCCCACGAUGUCACCUGA